CAUACAGGAAGUGGUUUGGCGGAAGUUGUGUGACGUCACCGCUGAACUUUGAUUUUCACUGCACGAUCGCUGCUAGUUAGCUAAAAUAUUUCAAAUAUACUUUGUUUGUUUUAUCAUUGUUAAUUAUUAUACAUCAUAUUUAGUGCAACUUGAGAUUUUACUGAUUUAAAGAGCGAAACAACACAAUUUCAUCCUUCCUCGUCUCAGCGUCACUUUGAAACGUGUCAUGCUAGCUUAGCUUGCUAGCUGCUAACAAAGAGACGAAGUGAUCGACACGUUGCUAAAGUGUUGUGAUUGUGUGAAAAUGUGCAAAGUAGAAAUGCUGAGAGUGUUGGUGAAGCAGCGACUAACUGCUGCUGUGGAAGAAAUAUUUGUAGUGUUAGAAAGAACCAUAGCAGAAUACGAGGAGGAACUUUCUAGAAGAAAAGAGGAGAACGAGCGACAACGUCAACUACUGGACGCUCUUUUCAACAAACAUCAACACACAGACGUCAGCGAAAAACAUCUCCCGCAGGAGCAGGAUUGGAUCUCCAUGGUGGAACAAGAGGAUCCACAGACCCCUCACAUUAAAGAGGAAGAGGAGGAACACACUAUCAGUCAGGUGGGAGAGCACCUUGAAGGACUGCAUGAGUUCCCAGUGGUUGAUGUCCCUGUGAAGAGUGAAGAAGAUGAGGUCAAAGGUGAAAGUGAGGCGGAGAGACCAAGCAGCAGCUCAACUCAACACAUGACAACAGAAGGUGAGGGAGACCACUGUGGAGGAUCACAAGCAGACAAGGUCUUAGCUCCACUGUCAGAUAGUGACCACACAACCUCACACUCUUCUGACACUGAUGAGCAAGACUCUAAAGCUGAUAACUCUGAAAACUUCAAAUGCUCUCAGUGCGACAAAACGUUUAGUCACAGUCGUACUCUGAAAAAACACAUGAGAAGUCACACUGGACAGAAACCACAUUCCUGUUCAGUGUGCGACACACAUUAUAGUCACCACUCGGCACUGGUUCAACACAUGAGCGGACAUGCUGGGGAGAAACCUUUCACCUGCUCAGUUUGUGGUAAAACCUUCCUUUCGAAGAGGUCACUGACAGAACACAUAAGAACACACACUGGAGAGAAACCCUUUACGUGCCAAGUUUGUGGUAAAGAAUUCCAUUUAAAGAGGUCUUGGAAAGAACAUGCAAGGACACACACUGGUGAGAAGCCCUAUCAAUGCUCGACGUGUGAUAAACACUUCUCUCAAAGGUCACAUCUGCAAAUACACAUGCGAACACACACUGGAGAGAGACCUUUCACCUGCUCAGUUUGCGGGAAAGGUUUCUUCGUGAAGGGGGCUUUGGCAGAACACACAAGAACACACACUGGUGAAAAACCGUAUUCGUGUUCAGUGUGCGACUUGCAUUUUCGUCACCACUCCGGACUGACUCGACACAUGAGGAAACACACUGACGAGAGACCUUUUAUCUGCUCAGUGUGUGGUCAAGCUUUUCUUUCCAUGGAGUCCUUGACAGAACACACGAGAACGCACAAUGGGGAGAAACCUUUUGCCUGCUCAGUUUGUGGUAAAACUUUCCUUUUAAAGAGCUCUUUGUCAGAACACAUAAGAACACACACUGGAGGGAUGCUGUUCACGUGCCAAGUGUGUGGUAAAGAAUUCCAUUUGAAGAGGUCUUUGACAGAACAUGCAAGGACACACACUGGUGAGAAACCUUAUAAAUGUCCUAAUUGUGACAAACAUUUCUCUCAAAGGUCACGUUUGCAAACUCACAUACGAACGCACACCGAUGAGAAACCUUUCACCUGCUCAGUAUGCGGUAAAGGUUUCUUUGCGAAGGCGGCUUUGGCGGAACACACCAGAACACACACUGGUGAAAAACCGUUUUCGUGUUCAGUGUGCGACUCACAAUUUCGUCACCAUUCAGCGCUGACUCGACACAUGAGGAGACACACUGACGAGAGACCUUCUAUCUGCUCAGUGUGUGGUCAAGCCUUUCUUUCCAUGGAGUCUUUGAUAGUCCACACGAGAACGCACAGUGGGCAGAAAGCUUUUGUCUGCUCAGUCUGAGCUCAAAGUUUCUCUGUGAAAGCAAAUUUGAGGUCCCACAUGAGAAUAAGGCGGCAAAUUGAAGCCAGACAGUUCUAUAAAUGUUAGGGGUGUAACUGUACGUGUAUUUGUAUUGAACCGUUUCGGUACGGGGGUUUCGGUUCGGUACGAGUGUGUAUCGAGUGAGUUUGUAACCUAAAGUCUUAACAAGUUGCUCUGCUUUCUGCCUCUGUCUGAGCAGUGAGCACCCAGCAUUGUCCCGCCCACACAACCAUUUGAUUGGUUACAUACAAAGCCAGUCAGCUGUGCGUAUUCAGAAAGCAUGGAGUCAGUGCUCCGGCGUCGAGAUGAGCAGAUAUGUGUUUAGAAGGUGAGCUGCGGACAUCGUACACUCCCCAAAUCAUAAAAAACACUUCCCAGUCACAACUACUACAAAAAUCACUAUGAGCCCGUUGACCUUCUAGAAACUUAAACUGCAGCUCAGCUCACUCAUAGUUGAGGUGAAGGCUAAUUAGCUUUUAGUGUUACGUUAGCUCAUUUUGCUGUGUGUGUGUGUGUGCAUAAUAAUAGUCAACUACAGAUUUCCCAAAUGCUGUAAUAAAUGAAGCAUGAUGAGUUGACUUGAGACUGUUUAAUGUUGCACUUUUUAUAUGUAGAAGAAAAGUUGCUGUCACGCCUGUACAUCUGGUUUUAUGUUUGAUCAUGUUUUGUUUUGUUUUCUGGACUCUUGUUCUGUCUUUUCACUUCCUGGUUUGUUUUUGUUACCAUGACAACUCAUCGAUGUUCACCUUGCCCUCCUAGUCACGCCCCUGCCCUCAGUCCCGCACCUGUUCCUAAUCAUCACAGCCACUACUUCAGUUAUUUUCUUCCUGUCCAUCAUUCUGGGAACAUGAACUUUCAUUGCCUUUCAUACUUCAUGCCAGGCUUUUUUGAUUCAUCCACGCCAAGUAAGUGUUUGUUUGUAUUAUGUCUUUGAUAGUAUCUUUUGUUUGUUUGUAGAUAGUGUUGCCAUUGUGCUGUUUUUGUUCUAACUUUUACUAUAUAUUAAUAUCCGCCAUCGAGCGCGCUUUUUGUUUUGCCUUUUUUUUUGUAUUUUGAGUAUUAAUAAAUACAAACAUGUACCUUAAUUCACGCCUGGCUCGUCUUGUAUCCUCUCUGCAUCGAAGAAGCACAAAUAACCACAGUCUAGGCGUGAAAAGUUGUGUCAUUUUACUUCAUCUGAGCAACAACUUGAGGCAUUUAAUGUGGAUUAACGUGGGCAGAAUUAUUACAGUGUUCCCAAUGUUAAAUUUGUUUACAAAUUUGGUAAAUAAAUAACCAAAAAAAUGUAUACUUUGUUGUUUUCUUACUGUACCGAAAAUGAACCGAACCGUGACCUCCAAACCGAGGUAUGUUUGUGUACCGUUACACCCCUGAUAAAUGUGGUUUUAUAUGAUGGGUUAUGAUGUAAUAUCAGGUUUUAUCAAUCUAACUUCUCCAUGACAAGUUUCAUGCUAUUGUUGUCUUCAUUAGCAAGAAACAAAAUCUGCUAAUUUGUACUGUUUUACCUGAAAAUAAUCACUGGCCAAUUAUGGACGGAUAAACAAAGUUCUGUAAUAUAAAGAAGCACAUUAACUAGUAUUAUAUUUUUUAAACAUGUAGUUGGAGUUACUCCAGUAUUUGCUUGUUUCGCUAUGUUUUGUAAUAUAAAGCAAUGACAUCCAGUCUAUUAA
Nerophis ophidion (straightnose pipefish) is the source of this 3750-nucleotide messenger RNA. Its product is annotated as gastrula zinc finger protein XlCGF57.1-like. Bases 305 to 2059 code for a protein of 584 amino acids. The transcript is spliced from 2 exons. Lineage: Eukaryota; Metazoa; Chordata; Actinopteri; Syngnathiformes; Syngnathidae. Gene Ontology annotation, molecular function: DNA-binding transcription factor activity, RNA polymerase II-specific; RNA polymerase II cis-regulatory region sequence-specific DNA binding. The record is from RefSeq and is a predicted model, not a curated record. Gene Ontology annotation, biological process: regulation of transcription by RNA polymerase II.